AUGAUGAUGAUGAUGAUGAUGAUUAUGAUGAUGAUUCUGAUGAUGACGAUGAUGAUGAUGACGAUGAUGUUCUUGAUGUUGAUGAAUGGGAUGCUGACUGAUGAUGAUGAUGAUGAUGAUGAUGUUUCGGAUGAUGAUGAUGAUGAUGAUGAUGAUGAUGAUGAUGAUGAUGAUGAUGAUGAUGAUGAUGAUGAUGAUGAUGAUGAUGAUGAUGUGAUGAUGAUGAUGAUGAUGAUGAUGAUGAUGAUGAUGAUGAUGAUGAUAAUGAAGAUGAUUUGA
Messenger RNA from Echinostoma caproni, 279 nucleotides. NCBI's taxonomy places the organism in Eukaryota, Metazoa, Platyhelminthes, Trematoda, Plagiorchiida, Echinostomatidae. The record is from the annotation of a GenBank genome assembly.